This is a messenger RNA of Cydia pomonella (codling moth), 1630 nucleotides long. RefSeq names its product venom protease-like. The transcript is spliced from 9 exons. Bases 355 to 1581 code for a protein of 408 amino acids. The record is from RefSeq and is a predicted model, not a curated record. Lineage: Eukaryota; Metazoa; Arthropoda; Insecta; Lepidoptera; Tortricidae. Gene Ontology annotation, molecular function: serine-type endopeptidase activity. Gene Ontology annotation, biological process: proteolysis.
UACGACAGUAUGAGGCGUGUACCGACUACGAAAACACGUUUUCCUUGUGGUCACAUAAAUAAACAAACACAUUGAAUUCUUACAUAUUAAUGUAACUUAGUAGCAUAUUACUACGCGUUAAUAAUAAUUUAAAAUAAAUUACAUUAAAUAGAAAACAGUGCUACUUUAAACAGAAAAACGUAUUUCGAAGAAUCAGUGGAUAUUGAAAAUUGGAAACGAUCUUUUUUAUUUUCAAGGCCAAAAACUAAAAAAAUACGUAGAUUAAUUUAAUUUGCAAGAAAUUAUUAAAACAAACAAAAGCGCAAAUAAGUAUAAAAAUGUGGUAAAUUAGGUUAGAAUUAAUUAAUUUUAGCAAUGUUUGUUUUUAAAGUGCUGUUUAUUUUGACACUCGGUCGAAAUGUUCUGACUCAAAGAAAUGUUGGCGAUCAAUGUGUGGACCAAUACACCAAUACCGUAGGGCAGUGCGCGCCAGCUCCACAGUGCGAAUCUGCCCGACAAGACUUUCAACAAAACGGAAUAAGGCCGACUUUCUGCUCGCAGUCGUUCGACAGCGCCAUAGUGUGCUGCAGAGAUGGCAACAACAUAUUCCAAACGGCACCGCCGCAAGUUGUACACAAGAAUGGGGACAGGCCUAUUUGGGGCACAUCUGAUGCCAGCAGCAACGGACAAACAGACAGAAGACGAGUCAGUCAGAGAAAGUGUGAAGAAUACAGCAAGUCCGUGGUCCAGACCUUCAGUUUUGUGCCCCUAGUCCCGGACCCAGAGACGGUGUCCAUAUCCGCGCCAAAAUGCGACUACGGCAAAGUAGAGCUGAUUGUUGGUGGAGAGAACGCUCAGCUUGGGGAGUUCCCGCAUAUGACAGCUAUAGGCUGGGUAAACUUCGAGGAUUCAUACUCCUUCAACUGCGGUGGCAGCCUCAUAAGCCCCCGCUGGGUGCUUACUGCUGGGCACUGCACUAGGGACCCUCGGGCUCGUGACCCUAACCCGGCCAUAGUCAGGCUGGGGGACCAGAAUAUUGACCCCAGCGUGCAAGACGGGGCCACUCCUGUCGAGGUACCCAUAAAACGAAUCGUAAAACAUCCCGACUACAAGCCACCCCGCCGCUACAACGACAUCGCCCUACUAGAGCUGGCCACAGACGUGGAUUUCAGCAACACAAUACGCCCCGCGUGUCUUUGGCAGAGAAAUGACUUCGACAGCUACACAAAAGCACUAGCUACGGGAUGGGGAGUCACCGACGUCAAUACGAAGGAGACAUCAAAAGAGCUCCAAAAAGUGUCCAUCUCACUGCUGGACAACGCAUACUGUGAUCAGCUACUUGCCAACUCGAGGAAUAGAAACUGGCAAGGAUUUUGGCCCUCGCAAAUGUGUGCAGGAGAACUGCGCGGAGGCAGGGAUACGUGUCAGGGGGACUCAGGAGCCCCACUGCAGGUGGCAUCUCGUGACAACCAGUGCAUCUUCCACGUGGUGGGUGUGACGUCAUUCGGCGCGCAGUGCGCGCGCAGCGGCCGCCCCGCCAUCUACACGCGCGUCGCCAGCUAUCUGGACUGGAUAGAGAGCGUCGUAUGGCCUAAUCAGUAGCCAAAACAUGUAUACAAUUUUUAGGAUAAUAUAUUUUUUAAAUGUGUAA